Molecule: messenger RNA, 3899 nt
Organism: Bombina bombina (fire-bellied toad)
Lineage: Eukaryota; Metazoa; Chordata; Amphibia; Anura; Bombinatoridae
Gene: SRSF1
Product: serine and arginine rich splicing factor 1
Exons: 4
Coding region: 322-1116 (264 amino acids)
Cellular component (GO): nucleus; ribonucleoprotein complex; cytoplasm
Molecular function (GO): mRNA binding
Source: RefSeq, a predicted model, not a curated record
UUGUCUUCACAUAUAAAUAGAAGUUGGCGCGCCUAUUUCUUUCUUCAUUAGAAGAUACGCGCAUACACACAUCUAAGGCUCAUUUGACUGGAAAACCUAAAGCAAGCACUAUUUGGCGGAAGGUUACAUUUAUAAAGCCAUUAGUUACUGCUUUUGGUAUCAGUGCGCCGUGCUAGCUAGUGUGCAGAGGAAAUACAUAGGAAGCUGUAUACGCCAUUUUGUACUGCCGCCUGUUCGCAAUCGCUGACCGUACCUUCCGCGCUUCCAUCGAACCAAUUUGUUACCCUAGUGCGUCCUCCUCACCAAGCUUCCAAGCUGGAUAUGUCAGGAGGUGGGGUGAUCAGGGGGCCGGCGGGCAACAACGAUUGUCGAAUUUAUGUCGGCAACCUUCCGCCUGAUAUCCGUACCAAGGACAUCGAGGACGUCUUCUACAAAUACGGCGCUAUCCGGGACAUCGAUCUUAAAAAUCGUAGGGGAGGACCGCCAUUUGCAUUUGUAGAAUUUGAGGAUCCCAGGGAUGCUGAAGAUGCUGUUUAUGGAAGAGAUGGCUAUGAUUAUGAUGGCUAUCGCCUACGUGUAGAAUUUCCACGGAGUGGACGUGGAGCUGGAGGAAGAGGUGGUGGCGGUGGUGGUGGUGGAGGAGGAGGAGGUGGUGGUGGUGGCGGCGGUGGAGGAGGUGGCGGUGGAGCACCCCGUGGGCGUUAUGGUCCUCCAUCCAGGCGCUCAGAGUACAGAGUUAUUGUUUCAGGGCUGCCGCCAAGUGGAAGCUGGCAGGAUUUGAAGGAUCACAUGCGUGAAGCAGGUGAUGUAUGUUAUGCUGAUGUUUACCGAGAUGGUACCGGUGUCGUGGAGUUUGUGCGGAAAGAGGAUAUGACCUACGCAGUGCGGAAACUGGAUAACACAAAAUUUAGGUCCCAUGAGGGUGAAACUGCCUACAUUCGUGUUAAAGUUGAUGGUCCAAGAAGCCCAAGUUAUGGAAGAUCGCGGUCUCGCAGCCGUAGUCGUAGCAGGAGCCGUAGUAGAAGCAACAGUCGAAGCCGCAGCUACUCUCCAAGAAAAAGUCGUGGAUCUCCACGUUACUCUCCCCGUCACAGCAGAUCUCGUUCCCGUUCAUAAAUCCCUCCCCCAAGUGAUGCUUUUUUUUUGUAGACCAUGUUGUACGCUUUUUUUUUUUUUUUUUUUAUUUCCCAUAACUUUUUUUUUUUUUAUUCACUGUUUUAUUCAAGCUUGCUGAAGUGUUGCUCCUCAUGUAUAACAUCACAAGCAAAUUGUUACUCCUUAACACACAUUUCCUUUAUGCCAAACACUGUAUUUUAGCAGUUGUAGGUACUUUCAGCUUAAUAGGCCACUCUUCAGGAGCACCACUGGGUGUCUGCACUGGGGAUUUUGGGUGGUUAUGGUUAACUUUUGUGUGGUGAAAUCCUGUUUUACCUUACCUUUUCAUGUGUCUUUCUGUAGACAUAACUGAAGAGAUGGAUUAAAGGAUUGUGGAGGACAUUUCAAUCAUUUUAGGAUUGUCAAAAGGAGGCUUGAGGAGGAUCAAAUCAAAAAUGGAGGCCAUGGUAUGACUCCACAAGUGCUAUUGUCAGACACUUAGCAGUAUUGACUUUAUGCCCCAAACUUUUUUAUGUUUUUUUUUAACAGCACAAUUCAACAUACAUCCUUUAAAACAAGUCUUAUAAAUUAGUGUGCUUGUAGAAACUCUUCCAUUCCUUGUCAUAGUGUAUACUGCCACAAAACAUGUGAAUGUCUUGUGAGCCUUCUACUUAGGGUAGUGUAAUAUCAAUACUGCUAAAUUUGCAUGUCCUCUGUGCCUGGUGCAGCAUUGCUCUUGUGUUUUUUAAUUGCUAUAAUUAAAAGUAAAUGUGAUACUCUAAAAUGUUGCCGUAUAUUGAUGUGGGAGGGAGGUAUUGCUUAGGCCCAUUUACAUAGUGUUCUUUACACAUAGUUUCUAGAUCACAACACUACAUUAGUUGUAGAUGACUAGCUGGAAAAUUACUUACCAUACUGAUAUUGGGAAAAGUCUAAAUCCUUUUUCUAAAGGCACAUGAGAGAUGUUUGAAGUUGUAUGCAUUACUUACAACCCAGGUAAUUGCAAAGCUGAUUUGUGUACUCCAUGUUAAACGUACCUCUUGCCCUUUUUACCAUUAGCCUUGGGUUUUUGUUGGUGGCUACAACUUCAAACUAGUGUUCUGACUUAAAUUUCAGAAUUAUUCAGCUAGCUUUGCAGUGUUUUUACUGGACUGGAAGAGCUUCACUAAUGUAAUGCAUCCUUUCCUUGUCCCUUUUUAAUAAUAGGAAAGUGCAAAGGGACCAUUGCUUAAGGUAAUAAAAAAAAAAAAUAUUCUGGAGCAUAGCAUCAAAAAUCUGCCUUUAACUGGACUUAAAGGGACAGUGUACUGAAUAUUGCCCCCCCCCCCCUUAAUGUGUAAUCACUGUUUUUUGUUUCUUUUGUUCAUUCCAAAUUACUCUGCAGUAAUGCUAUAGGUGUUUAUCUCUGGAGCAGAGAUUUACUAAAAUUGCCAUUUUCAAUUGGUGGUCUAGCUUUUCUGCAUGCAGAUAUCAGAAAAGGUCAUUGAGUCUAGAAGAGAAUAAGGUUGUCUUGUGCAAAGUCAGCCUAUCUAAAUUCAUUGUAGUUUUAAUCUACAGAAUUUUUUUCCUAUUCAAAAACAAACCUAAUGGUGCAUUUUUCCCAUGCAUUUUAUACUCUGCAGCUGGUAAAACAUCUUUGAAACAUGGGAAAAUACUUUUACAGUACACUGUCACUUUAUUUAGUUGUAGUAGACUUGCUCCAUUUUUUUUCUCUUUAUACUCACACUUUAAAGGUUCUAUUAAAGUGAAUGUCAUGUUACUAAUAGCGCCCCACUACAUUGGAUAGACAAAAAUUUACAAGGGUUGACAUUCACUUUAUUUUUUUGUAGGAUUGGGCUCUUCUCCCAGAGCAGUCUCAAAUUUUACACCUGAAGGUCCUUAGAGUGGUCUGUGGACCUAUAAUUCCCAGGAGGAUUAUUUCAGCACACUAUGCAAUAUGAUUAUGAUCCUUGGCUAUUUGCAGUCUAAUAUAAGCCCCUUGUUUGAGUCAGUGAAUUUAAGGGGAAUAUCACUUUUUGCUUACAGGGUUGUCCCUCCAUUGUAGAUCAGGAUACAAACAUCACUUUUUGUUGCUAAAUAAGUCACUCAGUUUUCUUACCCUGCUCCUUCCCUAGUGUUCCACAGAUUGGCAGUUAUUAGUUUUAAUCUGCAAGUUUUACCUGCAGGAGUAAAAAAAAAUAUAGCUAUACCACACCAUUCGAUAGAUCUUUGUUUUGGGAAAUUGACCAGUUAUCUGUGCGCUUGAUUUUUCAGUUUGCACACAUAACUGGUCAGUUCCCAGAAACGUGUGUUAAUACUAUCUAACUCUGCCUCUCUUUUUUGGUUUUGCUGGUUAUAAAGGUUUGGAGAGGGCUCACUGGAUCCCAGUCCUGGAGCUGGAUCAUUGGAUUCAAAUCAUAGGAAUGAAUAGGAUAGGGAGGAUGAAUUACCAGGAUUCAUGGAGCGGGAUCAUAUAACAAGGAUCAUAGGAGUGGAUUCCUGCCCCAUCUAGACCGCAUUUGUGUGGAAUUUUUUGUUUUUACCUCAAUUGGCUAUUCUUAAAAUAUAUAAUUAUUUUUGGCAAGUGGAGCCCUUAGGAUGCAAGGAGGAGUUUGCAUAAUUUUUUUGUUAAAGGAGCAGAGGAGUCCUAAGGAGGCACGCUGGAGCAAUCUCCUGGGAAGGAUACAGCCUGAAUAGAUGGUAAACUUAAGGGGGGGUUAUAAGCAUUAAUUCCAUUUCUAAAUUUAAAACAAGGGGUCAAGAUGACAGGUAUUUUAAUUUUAAGGGUUUUUGUUAAUGCUUUUGACAAAUAAAUGACUGAAUGAGUA